This is a messenger RNA of Scleropages formosus (Asian bonytongue), 4656 nucleotides long. RefSeq names its product protein tyrosine phosphatase receptor type K (gene ptprk). The coding region runs from base 184 to 4548 and encodes 1454 amino acids. The record is from RefSeq and is a predicted model, not a curated record. NCBI's taxonomy places the organism in Eukaryota, Metazoa, Chordata, Actinopteri, Osteoglossiformes, Osteoglossidae. Gene Ontology annotation, cellular component: membrane. Gene Ontology annotation, biological process: protein dephosphorylation. Gene Ontology annotation, molecular function: protein binding; protein tyrosine phosphatase activity. The transcript has 32 exons.
CGCGCGACCCGCUCUCAGUCGAAACAAAGUGGCGAGCGCGAGCAAGAGCGCGAACGGCCGAGAAUGAAGCGCGCGAGUCCGCGGGAAUAACCGAGGCGUCGAAGAAGAGUUUGAUUUUUUUUUUUAUUUUAAAAAUUAAUUUUUUUUUUAGUGUGAGAAACUUGUGAAAGUGGUCGGAGAAACAUGGAUACGCCGGUGGCGCUGGUCCUCUCGCUGCUCCUCCUGUCGCUCGUUCUCGGAGUGGGAGCACAGUUCACCGCAGGUGGCUGUACAUUUGACAAUGGCCCCGCGCAGUGUGACUACCAGCAGGACCCCUACAAUGAUUUUGACUGGACACAUGUGAGCGUGCAGGAGGGGCCAUACCUGUCCCCAGAACUCCCCCAAGGUUCCUACAUGAUGGUGGACACCUCGCAACAUGAUGCUGGGGAGAAGGCUCGCAUUCAACUUCCAGUGAUGAAAGAGAACGACACCCACUGCAUCGACUUCAAUUACCUGCUGUACUCCCAGGGUGGAUCUAGCCCUGGGACGCUCAACGUCUUAGUCAAAGUAAACAAGGGACCGCUGGCUAAUCCCAUCUGGAAUGUGACCAGUUACACUGGGAAGGACUGGCUUCGAGCAGAACUAGCCGUGAGCACAUUCUGGCCCAACGAGUACCAGGUCAUAUUCGAAGCUGAAGUCUCCGAUGGGAAGGCUGGUUACAUCGCGAUUGAUGAUAUCCAGGUCCUUAGCUAUCCAUGUGAUAAAUCGCCUCACUUCUUGCGCCUGGGAGACGUGGAAGUCAACGCCGGGCAGAAUGCCACCUUCCAAUGCAUUGCCACCGGCCGGGAUGCUGUGAAUAACAAGAUGUGGCUGCAGAGACGAAAUGGAGAAGACAUUCCCGUGGCACAAACUAAGAACAUCAACCACAGGAGGUUUGCGGCCUCAUUUAAGCUGAAGGAAGUAACGAGCCUGGACCAGGACCUGUAUCGAUGUGUCACCCAAUCAGAGAGAGGAUCAGGAGUGUCUAACUUCGCUGGGCUCAUAGUUAGAGAACCUCCUCGCCCCAUUGCUCCCCCUCAGCUUCUGGGAGUGGGACCUACGUACCUCCUUAUCCAGCUCAAUGCCAACUCUAUAUUUGGUGAUGGGCCUAUCAUCUUGAAGGAAGUGGAGUACCGUAUGACUUCGGGAAGCUGGACGGAAACACAUGCUGUCAAUUCACCCAACUACAAGCUGUGGCACCUGGACCCAGACACGGAGUAUGAAAUCAGGGUUCUCCUAACACGUCCGGGUGAGGGGGGCACUGGGCAGCCGGGACCGCCACUCAUCACCAGGACUAAAUGUGCCGAACCGAUGCGGACACCGAAGAGUCUGAAGAUUGCCGAAACCCAGGCCCGGUUCAUUGCAGUUGACUGGGAGUCGCUGGGGUACAACAUCACACGCUGCCACACGUUCAAUGUCACAAUCUGCUAUCACUAUUACAGUGCCAAUAAUGAGACUAAAGCAGACUGUUUGGACAUGGACCCCAAAGCACCGCGCCACGUAGUAGGCAACCUGCCCCCCAACACUAAUGUGAGCCUAAAGAUGAUCCUCACCAACCCAGAGGGUCGCAAGGAGAGUGACGAGACCAUCAUCCAAACAGAUGAGGACGUGCCUGGCCCCGUUCCCAGUAAGUCUAUGAAAGCUACCCCAUUCGAAGAUCGCAUCUUCUUGUACUGGAGGGAACCUCUGGAGCCCAACGGGAUCAUCACUCAGUAUGAGAUCAGCUACAGCAGUGUGCGUUCCUUUGACCCCUCUGUGCCGCUGCUCCGGCCACCUCUCACCGUGUCACUGCCAUGGAACAGCUCCCACCAUCUCUUCUCGCAGCUCUAUCCGGGCACCACCUACCAGUUUGUCAUCCGUGCCAGCACAGUCAAGGGCUUUGGACCACCCACCACUCUCAACGUCACCACCAACAUAUCUGCUCCGACACUUGAGGAGUACGACGGCUCUGAGGCUUUUCUCAACGAGACCGCCACCACCAUCACUGUCCUGCUGAAACCUGCCCAAGCCAAGGGAGCCCCCAUCAGCGCUUACCAGAUUGUCGUAGAGGAACUGAACCCCCAUCGCACACGCAGGGAGGCCAGCUCCGUCGACUGCUACCAGGUGCCCGUCUCCUUCCAGAGUGCCUCCAGUGGUGGCUCCCCGUACUACUUUGCUGCUGAACUGCCCCCAAGCACUCUCCCUGAGCCGUCCCCAUUCACUGUGGGUGACAAUAAGACCUACCAUGGCUUCUGGAACCCCCCGCUGGCCCCCAGGAAGAACUACAACAUCUACUUCCAGGCGGUCAGCAGCGUGGAGAAGGAAACAAAAACUCAAUGCCUUAGACUUGCAACGAAAGGAGCAACAGAGGAACCGGAGGUGAUCCCAGACCCUGCCAAACAGACUGACCGGGUGGUGAAGAUCGCAGGCAUCAGUGCUGGGGUUCUAGUCUUCAUCCUGUUGGUCCUUGUUGCAAUCUUGUUGGUCAAGAAGAGGAGGAGUUACUAUUCUUACUCGUAUUACCUGAAACUUGCAAAGAAGCGCAAAGAUGCUAUUGGAAACACACGGCAGGAGAUGACCCAUAUGGUGAACGCCAUGGACCGCAGCUACGCCGAUCAGAGCACCCUCCAUAAUGAGGAUCCCAUGUCUGUCACCUUCAUGGACUCGCACAACUUCAACAACAGGUUGCCCAAUGAUCCACUUGUGCCAACCGCAGUUCUAGAUGAGAAUCACACAGCAGCGGCUGAGUCGAGUCGCCUACUUGACGUACCACGUUACCACUGUGAGGGGACCGAGUCGCCCUACCAAACAGGCCAGCUGCAUCCGGCCAUUCGUGUGGCUGACCUUCUGCAGCAUAUCAACCUCAUGAAAACGUCCGACAGCUAUGGCUUCAAGGAGGAGUAUGAGAGUUUCUUCGAGGGCCAGUCUGCUUCAUGGGAUGUGGCAAAAAAGGAACAGAACCGAACAAAAAAUCGAUAUGGAAAUAUUAUUGCUUAUGAUCAUUCUAGAGUGAUUCUGCAACCAAUGGAAGACGAUCCCUCAUCCGACUACAUCAAUGCCAACUACAUCGAUGGUUAUCAAAGGCCAAGUCAUUACAUUGCUACCCAAGGGCCAGUCCAUGAGACUGUUUAUGACUUCUGGAGAAUGAUCUGGCAAGAGCAGUCGGCAUGCAUCGUCAUGGUCACCAACCUAGUUGAAGUUGGAAGGGUGAAGUGUUACAAGUACUGGCCAGAUGAUGCUGAGGUUUAUGGAGAUUUUAAAGUAACAUUUGUAGAAGUGGAGCCACUUGCAGAAUAUGUUGUCAGAACAUUCACACUAGAAAGGAGAGGCUUUAAUGAGCUCCGGGAGGUGAAGCAGUUUCACUUCACAGGCUGGCCUGAUCAUGGCGUGCCCUAUCAUGCCACGGGCCUCCUAUCUUUCAUCCGUCGUGUCAAGAUGUCCAACCCACCCAGUGCAGGUCCCAUCGUGGUCCACUGCAGUGCUGGAGCUGGCCGGACAGGUUGUUACAUUGUGAUCGACAUCAUGCUGGACAUGGCGGAACGGGAAGGGGUGGUGGACAUCUAUAACUGCGUGAAGGCCUUGCGCUCACGGCGCAUCAACAUGGUUCAGACUGAGGAGCAGUACAUCUUUAUCCAUGAUGCCAUCCUGGAGGCCUGCCUUUGCGGCGAGACAGCCAUUCCAGUCUGUGAGUUUAAAGCAGCCUAUUAUGAGAUGAUCAGGAUAGACUCGCAGAGCAACUCCUCACAUCUGAAGGAUGAAUUUCAGACCCUGAACUCAGUGACACCCCAGCCACAACCCGAGGACUGCAGUAUCGCUCUUCUCCCCAGAAACCAUGAGAAGAACCGCUUCAUGGACAUGUUGCCUCCAGACCGCUGCCUGCCCUUCCUCAUCACCAUCGAUGGGGAGAGCAGCAAUUACAUCAAUGCUGCGCUUAUGGACAGCUACAGGCAACCAGCUGCUUUCAUUGUCACUCAGCACCCACUGCCCAACACUAUCAAGGACUUCUGGAGGCUGGUGUAUGACUAUGGCUGCACGUCACUCGUCAUGCUCAAUGAGAUAGACCUAGCCCAGGGCUGUCCUCAGUACUGGCCUGAAGAAGGAAUGCUCCGAUAUGGUCCUGUCCAAGUUGAAUGUAUGUCUUGCUCCAUGGAUUGUGACGUUAUUAGUCGACUCUUCAGAAUAUGUAACCUAACCAGACCCCAGGAGGGAUACUUGAUGGUGAGGCAGUUCCAGUAUCUGGGUUGGGCAGGCCACAGAGAAGUGCCAGCAUCCAAGCGCUCCUUCCUGAAACUCAUCCUACAAGUGGACAAAUGGCAGGAAGAAUGCGAGGAAGGAGAAGGUCGCACUGUUAUCCACUGUCUGAAUGGAGGAGGACGUAGCGGAGUGUUCUGUGCUAUUAGCAUCGUGUGUGAGAUGAUUAAACGGCAGAAUGUGGUGGAUGUGUUCCACGCAGUGAAGAGUCUACGUAACAGCAAGCCCAACAUGGUGGAAAGUCCAGAGCAGUACCGCUUUUGCUAUGAUGUUGCUUUGGAGUACAUUGAAUCUUCUUAACCGGGACGAAGCAUUCCAGGACUUUCUGGGGACCCACAGCAUUUUGCUAAGGCUUAAAGCUUGGCAAUAUCCACUUUUUAUGAACAGCUAAUUUAGCUGAUAUGAGGG